This is a messenger RNA of Thalassophryne amazonica, 3624 nucleotides long. RefSeq names its product xylosyltransferase I (gene xylt1). Gene Ontology annotation, cellular component: membrane. The transcript has 11 exons. The record is from RefSeq and is a predicted model, not a curated record. Gene Ontology annotation, molecular function: protein xylosyltransferase activity. The coding region runs from base 79 to 2913 and encodes 944 amino acids. Gene Ontology annotation, biological process: heparan sulfate proteoglycan biosynthetic process; chondroitin sulfate proteoglycan biosynthetic process. Lineage: Eukaryota; Metazoa; Chordata; Actinopteri; Batrachoidiformes; Batrachoididae.
UCGUACUUGCAGCCGUCGUCAGCCCCGGACGGACGGACGGACGGACGGACGGACGGAGCUCCGCGCAGCCCCGCUGAGAUGAUGGCUGGCGGCUCUUGCGCUCGCCGGUUGGCCCGCCGGUCCCGGUCCGUGCUGAUCGCCGCGCUCACCGUGCUGCUGCUGCAGACACUCAUCGUCUGGAACUUCAGCAGCCUCGACUCCGGAGAAGACACACAAAACGGAUCGAGCUUGAGGGAGAAGAGAGACCGGGUGGCGGGCGACGCAGCCGGUGGCGGCGACAGUUCGCACCGGCGGCGGCAGCAGCAUCUUCCACCGGCCGGGAGGAUGGCGAGCCGACACCUCCAGCAGCCGGAUGGAUUCUACUCCCACCGGCCGAAGGAGAAAAGCAGAGUGGACAGCAACAACGAGAACUCUGUGUCCAAAGACUUUGAGAACAUCGACAACAGUAACUUUGGUGCGCGGUCUCAGCCGCAUCGUCAGUCUGUAGGAGCUACAAGCAGCAAGCGGCAGCGUGAGCAUCUCCAGGAGAAGGCCCACUCCCAGCAACAGGCCUGGAAGGACAGCCCCCAAAGUCUGGGCCGCAACUCCAACGAGGUCCUGCCUGUCGGUCACCGGGCUCUGGCUUUUGGCAACAACGCCUCGUACACAGGCGGUCAGGGUGUGGCAGCGGGGCCGUGGCAGCAUUACUCUGUCUCACAGAUCCAGCAGGCCCAGUCACAGCACAGACAUCAGCACCCACAUAAGAGGCAGGCGACUAUGGCGCCGGCCGAGGUGACGUACGAUCAGCCGCCCAAGUGUGAGAUCGGUGGGAAGGAAGCCAUUUCAGCUCUGUCCAGAGCAAAGAGCAAGGAGUGCCGCCAACAGAUCGCCGAGGUGUACUGCAGACACAAGGAAGGCCAGUUAAUGCCUGAUAAGGUCACUCGUUACUGCCCCCUAGAGGGUAAAGCCAACACCAACGUCCAGUGGGAGGAGGAUUCUGCAGAAAACUUUCAACCAAAACCAGUCAGAAUCGCGUUUGUCCUGGUGGUGCAUGGACGAGCCUCACGACAGCUCCAGCGCCUCUUCAAAGCCAUCUACCACACCUCACACUACUAUUACAUACACGUCGAUCAGCGCUCCAACUACCUGCACAGGCGGGUGCAGGCUUUGGCGGCUCAGUACAACAAUGUGAGGGUGACACCCUGGCGCAUGGCCACCAUCUGGGGCGGUGCCAGCUUGCUAACCAUGUACCUUCGGAGCAUGGCCGACCUUCUGGCCAUGAGGGACUGGAACUGGGACUUCUUCAUUAACCUCAGUGCUGCUGACUACCCCAUCAGGACCAAUAACCAGCUGGUGGCCUUCCUGUCCAAAUACAGAGACAUGAACUUCAUUAAGUCCCACGGCAGGGACAAUGCCAGGUUUAUCCGCAAGCAGGGUCUCGAUCGCCUGUUCUAUGAGUGUGACACCCACAUGUGGAGGCUGGGGGACCGCAAGAUCCCAGAAGGCAUUUCUGUGGACGGCGGGUCCGACUGGUUCCUUCUCAACCGUAUGUUUGUGGAAUAUGUCAUCAACUCCAGGGACGACCUGGUCACCAGCAUGAAGCGGUUCUACGCCUACACGCUGCUGCCCGCUGAGUCAUUCUUCCACACAGUGUUGGAGAACAGCGCCCACUGCGAGAGCAUGGUGGACAACAACCUGCGCAUCACCAACUGGAACAGGAAGCUGGGCUGUAAGUGCCAGUACAAGCACAUCGUGGACUGGUGCGGCUGCUCCCCCAAUGACUUCAAGCCUGCAGACUUCCACCGCUUCCAGCAAACGGUGCGUCCCACCUUCUUUGCCAGGAAGUUUGAAGCCAGCGUGAACCAGGAGAUAGUCAACCAGCUGGACGCCUACCUGUUUGGAGCCUUUCCCCCAGGAACGCCGGGCCUGCAGGCGUACUGGGAGAACAUGUACGAUGAGCACGAUGGCGUGGCCAGUCUGUCCGACACGCAGCUCACGUACUACCACGCCUUCUCACGGCUGGGCUUGGCCAGGGCCGCCGCCUCCCUGCAGGGAAACCCAAAGGACCACAGCUGCAGGUAUUUCCCCAUGGGCCACCCGGUGUCGGUGCAUCUCUACUUCCAGGCCGACCAGUUCCAGGGCUACCUGAUCAAGCACCAUGCCACAAACCUGGCAACUAGCAAGCUGGAGACCAUGGAGACGUGGGUGGCACCCAAGAGAACCUUCAAGAUGAGCUCUCCUCCCAGCGGCACCUUCAGCAGACUGCAGUUCGCCGAGAUUGGCACGGACUGGGACGCUAAAGAGCGAAUGUUCCGAAACUUUGGCGGUCUGAUGGGGCCCAUGGAUGAAACAGUGGGCAUGCAGAAGUGGAGUAAGGGCCCAAACAUCACCAUCACAGUUGUGUGGAUCGACCCCACCAACGUCAUCGCCGCCACCUACGACAUUCUGAUUGAUACCGGCGCCGAGUUCACUCACUACCGGCCCCCGUUGAAGCAGCCUCUGCGGCCGGGCGUGUGGAGCGUCCGAAUCCUGCACCACUGGAAUCCUGUGGCCGAGAUGCACUUCCUUGUUGCGCCGCUGGCCUACAUUAAACACCAGCCCAUACGACAAGAGGAUGCACUGAAGCUCCACAACGGACCGGCAAAGAACAGCUACAUGGAGCAGAGUUUCCACGGAUUGAACCCGGUGCUCAACAUUCCCGUGAACCUCGUUUACGUGGAGCAGGCCAAGAGGAACGCGGCCCUGACUGGCCCUGAGCUGGAACACUGGCUGGACAGUCUGGUGGGGGAACUGUGGGAGGUGGCUGACGUCUGUGCCGUCGGCCUGACCGCCUGUCCCGUCAUGCAGGCCUGUCCCAAGAACCCCUGGAGCUCCCUGAGCCCAGAUCCCAAGUCUCAUCUGGAAGCCCCACGAGCCGACGGGCACAUCAGGUAGCAUCACGGCCUGCAGCUGGAGAUUCACUGUCGAUUUUUAUUUAUUUCAGGUGAGGAAGUGGGUAAAGCUCUUCCUGUCUGGGGAGAAGUCUUUUUGUGAAAGUGAGGCGAACGAGCUUAGACCCUCCCGCGAGGUUCCUACUUGUAGAGGAUUUUCCCGUUUUGUUUGUCGGUGUAUUUAUUCUCUUUGUCACGGUUGACUGUGAUCAAACAUUGCAAUCUGGAGUAUUUAUGUUCCUGCUGAAUAAAUAAGGACGUGGGCUCUUAAAGCUCACUGCUGUAGUUCACGUGGCCUGCAGCAGGCGCUCUGGCCCAAAAAUGCUGCAGGAGAAAGACAAAGGAGGUCACCUGGUCCUGAUUUAACCUCCUACGGUUCAACAAGGGCAACAAGCGCUCAGACGCACCCACACUUCAGAAAAGAUCAUUUUCAAAUGAAUGAGUGAAUUUUCCAGCCUAUAUGAAGGAUUUAUCGCUGACUCUGGCAGUUCAGAGACUCUGUCUGCAAAUGAGUCGAGUAAAUCAGUAACUGCAGCACAUCUUGUUCCAUUUGAGUGCCUGAAAUCAGGUGGAUGGAACCAUUUGUGACAGCACCGACCAUCUGCUGCUGUAACAUUCCUGAAAUCUGGAAGUAAACAAAUGCAAAUGUGGAGGCCUUUUCAAAUAAAAUAAGCAAAAUAAAAUAAACUGUGUGGAAAGUUUAAAUUUAAUGAGA